Nerophis lumbriciformis (worm pipefish) is the source of this 1373-nucleotide messenger RNA. Its product is annotated as cholesterol 7-desaturase nvd. Lineage: Eukaryota; Metazoa; Chordata; Actinopteri; Syngnathiformes; Syngnathidae. The record is from RefSeq and is a predicted model, not a curated record. Gene Ontology annotation, biological process: cholesterol metabolic process. Gene Ontology annotation, molecular function: oxidoreductase activity; 2 iron, 2 sulfur cluster binding. Gene Ontology annotation, cellular component: cytoplasm.
GGAGAGAAGUAUGAUCCGCCAGAAAGUGAACCUGCACACCCGAGGUGGCUCAGCCUCUGCCGGUCAUGCAGGCCGGAGAACCCCAGGGCCCGACAGUGGCCACCGACUCAUCCCCCUGGAGAGACGCCGCGCUCGAAUUAUGUGCUCCGGGACACGCCGGCGUGUUCCUCCUGAGCGGGGUGACAGUCCUCCUGUUGGCCGCAGUCUACAAGCUGCUGUCCGGCCCGCUGGAGCUCCUCAAGGCGCCCGAAGACGUGGGCUACUUCGCCCAUGACGGCCGCUCUAAAGCCCGCGCCGCCAACGACACGCGCCGCCGCAGGAAGACCGGAGACCUGCCCCCGGUCUACCCCAACGGCUGGUACCGAAUCGUGGACUCCCACAUGCUCCGGAAAGGAGAAGUCAGAGAUGUGACCAUGCUUGGUGAGCAGCUGGCGGUGUUUCGAGGCGAGGACGGGAAGGCCUACGUUGUGGACGCCUACUGCCCACACCUGGGUGCCAACCUGGCUGUGGGUGGACGUGUCGUGGGGAGCUGCAUCGAGUGUCCAUUUCACGGAUGGCAGUUUCGGGGCAACGAUGGCAAAUGUGAGAAAAUACCCUACGCUGAAAAAGUGCCGGAUUUUGCUGAAGUGACCGCCUGGCCCAGCUGUGAAGUUAACGGUCAAAUCCUGCUGUGGUUUCACUGCGAUAGAGAAGAGCCUCAGUGGACUGUUCCGGAACAGCAGGAGAUCACCAAGGGCGAGUGGGUCUAUCGCGGCCGAACGGAACAUUUUGUCAACGCGCACAUACAGGAGAUUCCUGAGAACGCCGCAGACCUGUCUCACCUGUCUCACCUGCACACGGCGAGUAUCCUCAGCGGAGCCGACCUGCGCUACACCAACAUGGACCGCUGGCAGUUUGUGCGACAUUAUUGGAAGGCUGAGUGGGCACCAGAGAAGAUCCCCAACAAUCAUUGUUCUCAGAUGCUCGUGGAACAUGCUCUUUAUGUGUGUGGACGCCAUUGGUCAGUGUUGGAUCUGCGUGUUGUUGCUCGACAGGUGGGACCAGGACUGGUGUUCAUGCGCUUCAACCACAGCUUCUUAGGCUCUGGCGUGGUCAUGCAGAGUGUGACACCAGUGGAGCCUUUGUUGCAGUGUGUCACACACACCAUCUUCUACCAGGCCAACAUUCCCGCCCUGGUGCCCAAAUUCUUCCUCAAAGCAGAAUCCAUUCAGUUUGAGCGGGAUGUGAUGGUGUGGAACAACAAGCGGUACAUCGCCAAGCCUCUGCUGGUGAAGGAAGACGCUGCCAUCCAGAAACACAGACGCUGGUACGCUCAGUUUUACAGCGAGAACAGCCCGCGGCUCCAAUUUCAGCGUGACACUUUGGACUUCUGA